This is a messenger RNA of Knipowitschia caucasica, 336 nucleotides long. The record is from the annotation of a GenBank genome assembly. Lineage: Eukaryota; Metazoa; Chordata; Actinopteri; Gobiiformes; Gobiidae.
AUGGAAAACAUUGAAGUGGCACGCUACAUGGUCACCCAGAGAGGAAUAAAUCGAAACUCCUUCAUUACAGGGAGAAGUACUCAUAAUCAAAGAAUUGAGAGGUUGUGGAGAGAUGUGUUUGGAGGUGUUCUCGACCUCUUUUAUACUUGUUUCUCCAAUCUUGAGGCUGAAGAACUGAAUCCAAUCAAUCACCGAAUCAGUUAUGGCUUCUUAACCCUCGAGAAGGCCAUGACCCACUGCAGACUGACAGUGAAUAUGGCAUUGACUGGGAAGGUCCCUAUGGCUACCACCCCGAAGGAAUUCAAAUACCUGACAUUCAGCUUCAAAGGGACCUGA